This is a messenger RNA of Thelazia callipaeda (thelaziosis nematode), 930 nucleotides long. NCBI's taxonomy places the organism in Eukaryota, Metazoa, Nematoda, Chromadorea, Rhabditida, Thelaziidae. The record is from the annotation of a GenBank genome assembly.
AUGGCUACUACUUUACAAGUAAACGCAGAUGAUGAUUAUGAGGAUGCUGUAAUAGGUACAUCCAGUAGUGAUGUUAAUGGUCAUGAUGACAUUAAUAAUACUAAAUCAAAGGAUCAGCGCGUUUUUGUAGUUCAACGAAGUCUGUUAGAUGAACAGCAGUGGUAUCAAAAAUUAGAAGCAGUACAAAUGUUUGAAAAGAUAGAAAAUAUCCUGCACGAAGUUUGUGAUAGGAUGAAUUUGACUUCUAAAAUAGAUCCAACACUUAAAAAAGGAGCACCAACAACUGAGAAACUUUCAUUAGUUCAACGAACAGGGACUGAAGUAUUUAAAUGUUCUAUAAUAUUGUUUGGCGAGAGCAUUUUGCAGACGGAGGUGACACUAAAAUAUCCUAAAAUGUCUGGUGGUGUGUAUCGUGCUAGUGCGCAACCUGAUGUGCAGUGGAAGUUGCAGCAAUUACAAGAUGCAGAUAAUUACUGUAUUCGGGCGCUCCGAACUGUUUCUAGGGGAUUAAGGUGGAUUAAAAAUACAAAACCUGCUAAUGAUGCGGAAAAGGUUUCAUCCACUAUCGUCGAUAUCUGUUCUCAGGUAACUAAUCUGAUAGUACAAGCACGAUCGACAUUGUGUAUGCCUAAAAAACGUACACUGCUAGAACUAUGUAAUUCACCGAUAACUCGUUGCUUCAAUCCACCACUACCACCUGAUUUGGUUUUUUCGCAUUAUAUAAGCUCUAAUCGAAUCGUUUGUGCUGCUUAUCAAGUUACAUCAAAAGCUAAUGGCGUUCAGGGUUUGACAGUUACUUUAGCAGAUUGUUUUCUCCCUCAACUUGAAGACGUUCUACUGUUAACAGAUCGAGCGCUAAAUAUUGGUCAGAAAUUCAGUCACCAUAUGUGCAUGCUAAGAGAACGAAUACAUGCAUAUAACUGCAUUUGA